GUCUAAAGAAAUCAAACAUCUCAAUUAACGAGGUUCGUUCUUCUUUUGCUUCUCUUGUAACAAUAAUUCUUUGUUAGAUUUUCUUUUUUUUUUUUUUAUUACGUAUUCUGGGAGGGGUUGGUGAAUCGGAGAACAAAAAACGAAAUGGCGCAAAGGUCUGUUCCGGCGCCGUUUUUGACCAAAACGUACCAGCUGGUAGAUGACCCGAUCACCGACGACGUGAUUUCAUGGAACGAAAACGGCACCACCUUUGUCGUUUGGAAAACUGCUGAUUUUGCAAAGGAUUUGCUUCCCAAUUAUUUCAAGCACAACAACUUCUCUAGCUUCGUUCGGCAGCUCAACACCUACGGAUUUCGAAAGGUUGUUCCCGACAAAUGGGAAUUCGCGAACGAGAACUUCAAGCGAGGGCAAAAAGAGCUCUUGUCCGAAAUCCGUCGUCGUAAAACGGUGACAUCGUCGCCUGCGAACGGCAAAACAGCUGGUGUUGGACCUUCCUCUCCGACUAACUCUGGAGAAGACCUCGGGUCUACUUCCACGUCAUCUCCGGACUCGAAGAAUCCGGGAUCGGUGGAAACGACGCCGGCGGCUGUGACCCAAUUUGCCGAUUUAUCAGACGAGAACGAGAAACUGAAAAAGGAUAACGAGAUGUUGAGCUCGGAGCUGGCGCAGGCCAAGAAGCAAUGCGACGAGCUGGUCGCGUUUUUAACUGAAUGCGUAAAGGUGGGGCCCGAUCAGAUCAAUCGCAUUAUGCGGCAAGGAAGCUUUGGAUCCACCCGUGAUGCCGAUGAUCGUGGUCGUACCCACGAUGUUGACGACCUCGAUGAUCAUGAUCAAGUUGAUGAUGAUGAUGAAAAAGGCGGCAAAGAAGGUAAUGGAAGUUUGAAACUGUUCGGGGUUUGGUUGAAAGGCGCGGAAAGAAAGAGGGCCCGCGAGGAGAAAAUCGUGUACGGUGGGCCACACGCUAAGGAGAUGAAGACUGUAGAUUUUCGCCACGUGCCUUUGGUGAUGAAGAGCGGCAAGGUUUGCAACUGACCAUAGCAACGGUGGCCACGACAGCAAAGAAACUCUUAUGCUGGUUUGAUAUACCUAUAAAAUUAGGGAUAAGUAAGGUUUAUUUUGUAAUUUUCAGUAAGACUAUAUACUAAUUUGUAAUUUCGAAAUAAAUAAGGUUGGAUUGUAAUUUUUAUGACUUCUUUGUGCAUUGUGUAGUGUAGGUGGGUCAGUUAGUCAGCAAUUGUGGGAGGCAGACAUCAAAGGCAAAUGGGUCUCUGUCUUCCUCCCACCUAGAAUGUUAUACCAAUUACACAUUUGUAGAAUGUGGCCUUUGAAGAUUAGCUUAUUGUGCUUAUAUUA
This is a messenger RNA of Theobroma cacao (cacao), 1353 nucleotides long. It is a transcript of the gene HSF4, whose product is annotated as heat shock factor 4. NCBI's taxonomy places the organism in Eukaryota, Viridiplantae, Streptophyta, Magnoliopsida, Malvales, Malvaceae. Gene Ontology annotation, cellular component: nucleus. Gene Ontology annotation, molecular function: DNA-binding transcription factor activity; RNA polymerase II cis-regulatory region sequence-specific DNA binding. Gene Ontology annotation, biological process: regulation of transcription by RNA polymerase II. The record is from RefSeq and is a predicted model, not a curated record.